AAACCAGGGCCGCGGGAACGAACGCCCCACGGAGCUACUACUGCGAGACCAGGCCGGGGCCCCCAUCUCCUCCCCACAGCUGUCGCAGGAGCCGAAAACUACAGCUCCCGGCAUGCCGUGGACUUGACGGCCCUGGCGCUGAGGCGGAGCCCCGCCUUCCUCCGGCCGGACCCUCACUCCAAGCCGGCUCCUGCUGCUGUCCCGGCCGCGCGCCUGGCAAGGACGCGAGCCAUGGAGGAGACGCCGCCCCUGCUGCCGAGCUCCAGCAAGCCGCACCUAGAGAAGCUGACCCUGGGCAUCACCCGCAUCCUAGAAUCUUCUCCAGGUGUGACAGAGGUGAACAUCACUGAAAAAGCACCUGCUGAACGUCAUAUGAUUUCUUCCUGGGAACAGAAAAAUGACUGUGAGAUGCCUGAGGAUGUGAAGAACUUUUACCUGAUGACCAAUGGCUUCCACAUGACCUGGAGUGUGAAGCUGGAUGAUAACAUCAUUCCCCUGGGCAGCAUGACAAUUAACAGCAUCUCCAGACUGACUCAGCUCAACCAGUCUUCCAUGUACUCACUUCCUAAUGCACCAACUCUGGCAGACCUGGAGGAUGACAUACAUGAAGGCAAUGAGGACCAGCCAGAAAAACCACACUUUGAUUCUCGCAAUGUGAUAUUUGAGCUGGACUCCUGCAAUGGAAAUGGGAAGGUUUGCCUUGUCUACAAAAGUAGGAAACCAGCAUUAGCCCAAGACACUGAGAUCUGGUUCCUGGACAGAGCAUUAUACUGGCAUUUUCUCACAGAUACCUUCACAGCCUAUUACCGUCUGCUCAUCACCCACCUGGGCCUGCCCCAGUGGCAGUAUGCCUUCACCGGCUAUGGCAUUAGUCCCCAGGCCAAGCAAUGGUUCAGCUUGUAUAAACCCAUCACCUAUAACACAGACCUGCUCACAGAAGAGACUGACUGCUUUGUGAACAAGCUGGAUCCCAGCAAAGUGUUUAAGAGCAAGAAUAAGAUUGUAACCCCCCAGAAGAAAGGACCUGUGCAGCCCACAGGAGGACAGAAGGGGGCCUCUGGUUCCUCCACCUCUAAAUCCUCCUCUGGCUCUGGAAACUCCAUCCGGAAAUGAGCAUUUGACCUCAUCACUGUAGCAGUCUCCAUGUGCAGUUGGCUCCACCCUCCUUCUGAAUGUGUAGAACUACAGGCUUCUUCCCAUGUGAAUGGCCACAACCCUAAGCCUGUUUCUAAUGACAGCAGCCAGGAGUCAGAAGGACACAGCAAAGUCUCCCCCAGCUUCCCCUCACCCCUUCUUAAUGCAGAUGUUCCAUCGCUGAGUCCAUAAGACGUGGGGAUGUCCAGAUCUCGUUAAAGUGGCCAAAUAAAGCUACUGAGAGCUUU
Messenger RNA from Ochotona princeps (American pika), 1382 nucleotides. It is a transcript of the gene TPGS2, whose product is annotated as tubulin polyglutamylase complex subunit 2. Lineage: Eukaryota; Metazoa; Chordata; Mammalia; Lagomorpha; Ochotonidae. The coding region runs from base 232 to 1113 and encodes 293 amino acids. The transcript is spliced from 7 exons. Gene Ontology annotation, biological process: protein polyglutamylation. The record is from RefSeq and is a predicted model, not a curated record.